Penaeus indicus is the source of this 2882-nucleotide messenger RNA. RefSeq names its product intraflagellar transport protein 74 homolog. The record is from RefSeq and is a predicted model, not a curated record. The transcript has 17 exons. Gene Ontology annotation, biological process: cilium assembly; intraciliary transport involved in cilium assembly. The coding region runs from base 592 to 2604 and encodes 670 amino acids. Lineage: Eukaryota; Metazoa; Arthropoda; Malacostraca; Decapoda; Penaeidae. Gene Ontology annotation, cellular component: intraciliary transport particle B; cilium; centrosome. Gene Ontology annotation, molecular function: beta-tubulin binding.
GCGACGUAAACAUUCCUGAGCCGAAAGUGUCGUUCAAACGCACUCCAUCUCCCUUUCGUAAUUCGUUUUUGUGAAAUAAUCCCACACUACAAGAUUUAUUUCCAAGACGACUGUGUGAGGUUGUGAGUUUCAGGAGGAACAAAUUGCAAGGAAUUUAAGUGAAGAACCUAUCCCAGCAGAUGGUUUAGAAGAAGGAAGUCAAGAUCCAGGAACCAGAAGGACAAGCAGAGAGAAACCAGGAAACUACCCACGUUACUGGAUUAAUGGAAGAGGAGAGGAUUCCAGGAACCCGUUGAGGAAGAGGACGAGGAACAGGAAGGUGAAGGUUUAAGGCCGGAGGAGGAGGGUGAAGCAGCGAAUCACGACCAAGGUAAAACCGUGGCUGGAGGGAGCCCCAAGAGUCAGGUGCAAGUCAUAAUUACAGAAGAGAGCACUGUUCAAGGUCAGGGUGUUAGCAGGGUGGCCAGUGCAGCACCAAGGGCAGGUGAGGUUGAGGGGCGGACAGGUGCCCAAGAGGAGACUGAAGCUCAGGGUCGGGUUGAAACUGGCAGUACUCUAGAAUUCCGAGGCAAAUCGACAGCCGUAACUGCAAUGGAUGAAAUUCCAGUUAACCGUGAUGGACCUUCCUUUGAUAACAGGCCAGCCACUUCAGGGAAGCGAUUAGGAACUUCAUUUGGUGAGCGACCAGGGACUCGAGGUUCAGUCUUGGCAGGAGAGGGUCCACUGUCUCGGGGAAUGUCCAUGGCUGAUCGUCCAGGCUCCCGGUCCAUGGCAAUGGAGAGACCGGAUACCCGCCAGACAUCGUCUUACGGUGAUCGGUCGAGACAGGGGGAUGGGAACAGCAGACCGACAACAUCAGGUCGCCCCAUCACAGCUCGUCCGAUUAGUGCAGCACUGCGAAAUGCACCUGGAACGGCAUCUAGACUCCUUUCUACUGCCAGUGUACAGCGCCCAGGAGCAAGGACUGGGGUAGCCACUGGUAUAGGGUUUAAUACACCAAUCAAUGUGGUGGACAGACCCAUCACCCAGCAAGGACUUAGCGGCAUGAAAACAUCAUCACGUGGACCUCAGAGGCAGGUCCAGGACAAGAGCUACUUCAUGGGCCAGCUGCGCACCAAGAUCACGGACUUGGGCACGGAGAUCACGCACCUCAGCACAGAGAUUGACAAGAUGAAGCAGGAACAGUCCACCUUCCUCACGUAUGACAAGCGCGUCAAGGAAAUGGCACAGGAACUCACAGAGCUUCAGGGAACGUUAGGAGAUUACAACCUACUGGUGGACCUCUUAAACACGGACACCGAACAGAUUGAGAUUGACGAAGAGAUCAAGGGCCUGAAGGAAACCAACAAGGAGGAAGCGGACAAACUCGACUCUCUUUUCUCACACAAACAGGAUCUUGAGUCCAUGAUGAGGCAGCUGGAAGUUGAUAUUGAAGAGGAAAGGCACAUGGGUGAGAGUCUAUUGGAGGCGAUGCAGCCAAACCUACGACAGAAAUACUUUGAUCUGCGGCAGACCAAUACCACCCUCCUUCAGCAACUUGACCAGAUGCAGCUGGAGUUAGAUGCCCUCGAUAACAGGAAAGCUGCAUUAGAGGAUGAGCUGGCCCUGUCAAAGGUGAAGCAGGAAGCUGUGGGCUUAUAUGAAAAGCUUCAGGACCUGGAGGAGAAAAAAGCCGAAAUUAUCAACGAGAAUCAAAAAAGAGGAACACCUAAAGAAGAGAGAGAGAGGCUCUUGCUUCAGGUUAAAGAAGACAAUGCAGAGAUUGCAACAAUGGAACGUCAGAUUGGAGAGGUUCAAGAUCAAAUACGCAGAGUCCAGGAGGAACUUCAGCAGUUGGAUCAGGAUUUAGAAGAGAACCAGAGUGAGAGAAGCCAGAAAUACAGAGAACUAAGGAAACGUGAGGAAACAAUGGAACAAUUUUUGGCCACUUUUGAUAAGAAUAAACAGGAAGAAGUAAAGCGAUUGGAAACUCUGGAGAAGAACAACGUUGCAUUACUUGAAAAGCUUUCCCGCAAUCUGGCCCAUUUCAAUCACCUCCCUAGUACACGUGACUUUGACAUUAUGCAGUCUGACUUGGCUUUCAAGGAAGGAGAGUUAGAGAAGUCGAAAUACACAGAGCAAGGACUGAAGCAAGAACACCUGAAUUUGCAGUCCAAUCUACAAAAGAUUGAAGCACUGGAAUUAAAGAUUCAAAAGGAGAUGGUAGAACUGAAGGAAAAAUUAGCUAAGAUGGAAAAGGAAAUGGUCGAGUUUUCUGACUUGGAUGGCCUAAGAUCGAAAGCUGAGGAGAAGCGAAGGAACUUAGCUGACGAGAAAGAGCAGCUGGAUGAGAGGAAAGGUGCUGUGACUCAGAAUCUCCAUGAAAUUGAGAGUACAGUCAAAUCACUUAAGAAACAACUAAAUGAAAAUGAAACCUACACUCAGCUAACCAAUCUUGAGAAGAAAUGGGCACAUUUUGAACAGUCAAACUUCACUCUCCAAGAAUUUGUAGCCCAGAGAAGAGCCGAGUCGAAUUUCCUGCCUCUCCAGAAUCAAGCUAUGAAACUUGUCCAAGAGUAUAACAAGGUACUGCAGGAUGUAGUGCAGAACGGCACUAUCAUGUAAUGAACAUGUUUUGCAAAUGGUGUAAAAUGUGUAGGGAUCCCAUUUCUACCUGCCAGAGAGCAGAUGUUAUGAGAAUGCCUUGGGUGAUUUUAACUACACUAUACUGGUUCUAAAGUGUAUUACAGUAAAAAUAUGCAAUUUCCAUUUCUUGUAGUUUAUGGACUGCAUAAAAAUAUAUUCAAAAGUGUAUCUUUCAGUAUGCUUAUUAUUGUCAAAUAUAAAUCUUCAGUGGCCAUUUUUUGUUAUAAUCAAUGCACCUAAAUAAAUUAUAUUCAUAA